This is a messenger RNA of Heteronotia binoei (common prickly gecko), 980 nucleotides long. RefSeq names its product centrosomal protein 20 (gene CEP20). Gene Ontology annotation, molecular function: protein binding. NCBI's taxonomy places the organism in Eukaryota, Metazoa, Chordata, Lepidosauria, Squamata, Gekkonidae. The transcript is spliced from 5 exons. Gene Ontology annotation, cellular component: centrosome; ciliary basal body; motile cilium. The record is from RefSeq and is a predicted model, not a curated record. The coding region runs from base 99 to 617 and encodes 172 amino acids. Gene Ontology annotation, biological process: cilium assembly; microtubule anchoring.
GAGCUUCUGGGUAGCCGUUGUCCGGGAAGCCGGCUUGUUUACAUCCGGGGACUUCCCAUUCCGCUCGUGGCUUCCGGUUUCCGUUGCCCGUUUCCAAGAUGGCGACCAUAGCGGAAUUGAAAGCAGUUUUAAAGGACACACUGGAGAAGAGAGGGGCUCUGGGGCAAAUGAAAGCGAGGAUCCGAGCAGAGGUGUUCAACGCCCUGGAUGACCAAAGUGAACGGCGACCACCACUGUCCCACGAAAAUCUUCUUAUCAAUGAACUGAUCCGUGAAUACUUGGACUUCAACAAGUAUAAGUACACUGCGUCUGUGCUAACUGCAGAAUCUGGCCAGCCGGACGUUCCCUUGGACAGAGACUUUCUGGUGAAAGAACUAAAUAUAGUUGAAGAUCCAAGCAGCCGAUCAGUGCCACUGCUGUACGGAAUUGCAGCCCAGCUGUUGCACGCCAACAAAGAAGAAAAGCUCCGCCAGACGUUCCCCAGGUCAUCAUCCUUGCAGUUUUCAACGUGGAACUAUAGCAAGACAGCUAACCAGAGAAGCCGAAUGGCUGUGGUUCCAGAGGCAGUCGGCUCCAGCCUUGAAGAUCCGUCAGUUUUACAGAGUGUGCCGAGAUGAAACAACAAACUGCUCGACUGGUCUUCAAACCCAGUGGCUGAUCCAGUGCUUCUUAAAUGUGUGAAGGGCCUGUUCGUGCCUGCUCCGUAUGGGUAAUAGCUGUUUACGGAAACACUUUAUUUCUCGUCAACCCCCAGCUGAGGCUGGCUCUGCAGGGAUGGGCCAAGAGUCGCCUUUGCAAAUUUUGAGGUUUUGGGGGAGGUAAAAUGACGUGCAGUUUAACAUGCAAAUGCAAAAACUUGAGAGGUUUAUCAUCCUGCUGUUUUCAGCUGUUCCGUAUAGUAUUGGUUUCCAAUUUUUACAUUUAUGAAAACACACUUUUGUACGCAAAUAAAUAAAAGCUAAUUUACUUUGACCUCUUAA